CUCACCCACAAUGGCUACUUUGAACGACAAGGAGCUUUUCGAUCUUAACAAGAAAGCUGCAGUUGAAGGCUUUAAGAUAAAACCAAGAAUCACUUAUAAUACCGUUGGUGGUGUCAAUGGUCCUUUGGUCAUCUUGGAAAAUGUUAAAUUUCCUCGUUAUAAUGAAAUUGUCAAUUUAACUUUGCCCGAUGGAACGGUUAGAGCUGGUCAGGUUUUAGAAGUUAGAGGUGAUAGAGCUAUUGUCCAAGUCUUUGAAGGUACCUCCGGAAUCGAUGUCAAAAAAACCAGAGUUGAAUUCACAGGCCAGAACUUAAAAUUGCCUGUUUCCGAAGAUAUGUUGGGUAGAAUAUUUGAUGGUUCUGGUAGACCAAUUGAUAAUGGUCCAAAAGUAUUUGCUGAAGACUAUCUUGAUAUUAAUGGUUCUCCAAUCAAUCCAUUUGCAAGAAUUUAUCCCGAAGAAAUGAUAUCAACAGGUAUAUCUGCAAUUGACACAAUGAAUUCCAUUGCAAGAGGUCAAAAAAUUCCUAUUUUUUCUGCUUCUGGUUUACCUCACAAUGAAAUUGCUGCUCAAAUUUGUAGACAAGCCGGUCUAGUUAGACCAACUAAAGAUGUUCAUGAUGGUCAUGAAGAAAAUUUCUCAAUUGUCUUUGCCGCUAUGGGUGUUAAUUUAGAAACUUCUAGAUUUUUCAAACAAGAUUUUGAAGAAAAUGGUUCAUUGGAAAGAACAACUUUAUUCUUAAACUUGGCUAAUGAUCCAACUAUUGAAAGAAUUAUCACUCCAAGAUUGGCCUUGACAACUGCCGAAUAUUUAGCUUAUCAAACCGAACGUCAUGUUUUAACUAUUUUAACCGAUAUGUCUUCCUACGCUGAUGCUCUUAGAGAAGUUUCAGCUGCUAGAGAAGAAGUUCCAGGUAGAAGAGGUUAUCCUGGUUAUAUGUAUACUGAUUUAUCAACAAUUUAUGAAAGAGCAGGUAGAGUCGAAGGUAGAAACGGUUCAAUUACUCAAAUUCCAAUUUUAACCAUGCCUAAUGAUGAUAUCACUCAUCCAAUUCCUGAUUUAACUGGUUAUAUUACUGAAGGCCAAAUUUCUAUUGAUAGACAAUUACACAAUAGAGGUAUUUAUCCUCCAAUUAAUGUCUUACCUUCUUUAUCUCGUUUAAUGAAAAGUGCUAUUGGUGAGGGUAUGACAAGAAAAGAUCAUGGUGAUGUUUCUAAUCAAUUAUAUGCCAAAUAUGCUAUUGGUAGAGAUGCCGCUGCAAUGAAAGCUGUUGUUGGUGAAGAGGCUCUUUCUACAGAAGAUAAAUUAUCCCUAGAAUUUUUGGAAAAGUUCGAAAAAACUUUCAUCAAUCAAGGUGCUUAUGAAAAUAGAACCAUUUUUGAAAGUUUAGAUCAAGCUUGGUCUUUAUUAAGAAUUUAUCCAAAAGAAUUAUUAAAUAGAAUUUCUCCCAAAAUUCUAGAUGAAUUUUAUGACAGAGAUAGAUCUAGAAAUGAUGAAGACGACGAUGAUAAAGAUGACGACGAUAAAGAUUUAUUGGAUGCUUAAGUAAUUAAUAAAUUGAUAUUUAACUUUGAUUUUUGAUUUUUGAUUUUUGAUUUUUCUAUACACAUUUUACUUUACAAUAAAAAUUGUCAUAACCUUAAUCCUAAUCAUAUUCAUAGUAAUAAACAAAAUUAAAUUUAUUAUUAUAAUUUGAUUAAAUUUAAUAAACAAAAUUUCUUUUCUAAUAUUCUGCUUAAGUCACAUAUUGUCAAAUCC
Ascoidea rubescens DSM 1968 is the source of this 1756-nucleotide messenger RNA. It is a transcript of the gene VMA2, whose product is annotated as H(+)-transporting V1 sector ATPase subunit B. Gene Ontology annotation, biological process: ATP metabolic process; proton transmembrane transport. Gene Ontology annotation, cellular component: proton-transporting V-type ATPase, V1 domain. Gene Ontology annotation, molecular function: proton-transporting ATPase activity, rotational mechanism; ATP binding. The transcript is spliced from 2 exons. NCBI's taxonomy places the organism in Eukaryota, Fungi, Ascomycota, Saccharomycetes, Ascoideales, Ascoideaceae. Bases 11 to 1543 code for a protein of 510 amino acids. The record is from RefSeq and is a predicted model, not a curated record.